This is a messenger RNA of Suillus fuscotomentosus, 1531 nucleotides long. RefSeq names its product pyridoxal phosphate-dependent transferase. The transcript is spliced from 12 exons. The record is from RefSeq and is a predicted model, not a curated record. Lineage: Eukaryota; Fungi; Basidiomycota; Agaricomycetes; Boletales; Suillaceae. The coding region runs from base 1 to 1335 and encodes 444 amino acids. Gene Ontology annotation, molecular function: carboxy-lyase activity; pyridoxal phosphate binding. Gene Ontology annotation, biological process: amino acid metabolic process.
AUGAAUGCUGAACAAUUCCGUAGAGCUGGUUAUCAAGCCAUCGAUAGGAUAUGUGACUACCAUGUCACCUUGAGGGAUAGACCUGUUUUAUCCCAAGUUGAGCCAGGGUACUUCAGAAAGGUGCUCCCAUCCUCCGCCCCCACUCAAGGCGAGGACUUCCAGCUCAUCGCUGACGACUAUCAAAACACAUUCGAGGGUAUACUUGCUGAACUAUACGCGUCUAGCACGUCUAACCCUGGAUUCAAUUGGUCUGUGAGCCCCGCAUAUACAAAGCUUGAGGCUGUAGUCAUGGACUGGAUCGCUCAAUUACUUGGGCUUGAUGAGUCGUUCUACAACAUCUCCGAGGUCGGCGGCGGCGUCAUUCAGCCGUCAGCAUCUGAAUCUGCGUUAGUCGCCACUGUCGCUGCACGUUCACGAUACAUUCAUGAGCACCCUCAGGUAGCGAUGGAGAAUCUCGUGCUCUAUACCACUACCCAAACUCACUCGCUUGGGAAGAAAGCUGGGCUUGAUGACUUUGCAUUGCGUGGAGACACACUCAAGGUCGCAUUGGAGGAGGAUAUGAACGCUGGGUUCCACCCUUUCAUCUUGAUCGGUACUGUAGGGACGACAUCUUCCGGUGCUGUUGAUCGACUCGACGAGAUUGCUGAUGUCGUUUCCAUUUUACGCGUAACAAAACAUUACCCCUUCCUUUGGCUGCAUGUUGAUUCCGCAUGGGCAGGCGUUGCAUUCGUGUGUCCCGAAUAUCGCGAGGCAUACCAACUUCCCGCCAUCAAUAGUUAUGUAGAUUCUUUCUGCACCAGUUUCUACAAGUGGGGUCCAAUCCAAUUUGAUGGCUCUUGUUUGUGGGUGCGGCACCGGAAACAUUUGACAGACGCACUAGACGUUACACCCGUAUUUUUGCGAACAAAGUACGGAAAUGCUUUAGGCCUUGGCAAACGGUUCCGAUCGCUCAAAUUCUGGUUUGUUCUUCGUGCGCGGGGAGUGAAAGGUCUCCAAAAAUACAUCAGCGACGGUAUCAAGUUGAACACCAAGUUCGCACAGAGCAUAUAUGAACCCGAGUUAUUCUCCGUCAUCACCAAGCCUUCCCUUGCCAUGACAGUCUUCGGACUUGCACCCAAGUCCUCUCCUCAACUCAGCACUCCCGAGCUAAAUAUUUUGAACCGUGCUUUUUAUGCACGGCUUGCAGCACGAAAUGAUAUUGCGCUCACCCAGACAGACUUGAAUGAAGUGUUUUAUAUUAGGAUGGUGAUCGGGGCUGAACAGACUUUAGAAAGUGACGUCGACCGCGCGUCAGCGUUGAUGAAGUCUGAGGCGAUGGUUUUGUUAAAGAAAUGAGAAGGGAUUGGAGGUCGCAGAGGUAGGAAGGCGAACGUGGUCCCAUUUCACUCCCAUUAAAGAUAUACCUAUUGUACUGGUAGCGUAGCGGCGCUGGGAGGCGCCAGUCCCCGACUUCAACUUCGGAGUUCAAGAAAUGACGAUGGAUUGGUUACCGGUGUGUUUCUUAUGAUUCUGACGCCUGGAGAAAAAGACA